AUGGAGAGGAUCAAAGAAUUGGUUGAAGGUUAUUCACUAGAAAAUAUUUGGAACAUGGACGAGUCUGGCUGUUUUUUUAAAGCUCUACCGGCCAAAGGGUUAGUGGAAAAAGGAAAACAAGCAAAAGGUGGGAAAAAGUCAAAGCUUAGAUUAACUGUCGCUUUUUUUGUAAAUGCAGCUGGGGAAAAGAUCGACCAGCCUGUUGUUGUCUGGAAGAGUAAAGUCCCGCGUUGUUUUAAAAAAUUGAAAGAUCCAUCGCGUCCAGCUAACGUUCACUACUUUUCAAAUCCUAAAUCUUGGAUGACAUCUCAAGUAAUGGAAACUGUACUGGCACGUUUUAACAGAAAACUUUUAUUUGAGGACAGAAAAGUUAUUCUUUUUCUGGACAACGCCACCUGUCAUCCGGAGUCAAUAAUAGGCCAGUUUUCACAAAUCAAAAUCAUUUUCUUACCGAAGAACACAACUUCAAGGCUUCAACCAUUCGAUGCGGGGAUCAUCCAAAACUUCAAGGUGAAGUACAGAAAAAGACUGGUCAAAUACGUGCUUGCAAGGAUCCAGGAGAAUAAAUCUGCAACUGAAAUUAUCAAGAGCGUAGACAUACUUAUGGCUAUUCAAUGGGUUCAAGAUGCGUGGAAAGAAGUAACCAACUUGACCAUCAAAAAUUGUUUCGAGAAAUGUGGCGUAGUUCAAGGAGAAAGUGAAUUGAUGGAAGAUCAAGAAGAUGACUUGGAAUUUGAAGCUCUGGUGAAGGAAUUAACUGAAGAUAUGUCUGCUGCAGAAUACAUCGAUUUUGACGCCGAUGUUCCAGCUUCGGAGCCAAGAAUUAACGAAUUAGAAAUAAAUUGGCGACAUCAAAUCCGAGAAGCUAGCAUUAACGCAAUUGAAAAUCCAGAGAUGGCAUGUCAGGUCGAAGAGAUUUCCGAGGAUGAUGAUGAGAGUGAAGACGUGGUUGAAGAAGAAAUGCUUGGUUUCACCGAGCUAAUCACUAUGCUUGAUAAAAUUAAGCGAUCUACUAUUUUUGAUGAUACAUGCCAAGAAAUGUUGUCAACCAUUACGAAAAAGAUUGAGGAACUUCAGCUUCAAAAUAGAAAACAAUCCUCAAUCAAAGAUUAUUUCAAAUAG
Molecule: messenger RNA, 1122 nt
Organism: Hydractinia symbiolongicarpus
Lineage: Eukaryota; Metazoa; Cnidaria; Hydrozoa; Anthoathecata; Hydractiniidae
Product: tigger transposable element-derived protein 6-like
Exons: 1
Coding region: 1-1122 (373 amino acids)
Cellular component (GO): nucleus
Molecular function (GO): DNA binding
Source: RefSeq, a predicted model, not a curated record